CAUAGACUCAGACACAAGAAAACAUCGCAAAGAUAAAAUUGUUUUAAAACGUAAACAUAAAGUUAGAGCUGGUGAUUUUUCUCGAAGUUCAAGUAGUGUUAAGUUUUUUUGGUGCUCUUUUGUCGAUAAAGCUGAACCAUGGGUGAACGAAAGGGUCAGAAUCAUUACUACCCGCCGGACUACGAUCCGAAGGUGGGUAGCUUGAACAAAUGGCAGGGAACACACGCUCUAAGGGAGCGUGCCCGCAAAAUCCACCUGGGUAUCAUCAUUAUCCGCUUCGAGAUGCCCUACAAUAUUUGGUGCGAUGGCUGCAAGAAUCACAUCGGUAUGGGCGUUCGGUAUAAUGCGGAAAAAACGAAAAUAGGAAUGUACUAUUCUACACCAGUUUACCAAUUCCGGAUGAAGUGUCAUCUUUGCGAUAACCAUUUUGAAAUUAAGACUGAUCCGGCCAAUUUAGACUAUGUAAUAGUAUCAGGAGCACGACGACAAGAGAAUCGCUGGGAUCCAACACAAAAUGAGCAGAUUGUACCGGAAACAAAGGAGGUUCAGAAAAAGCUUUUUGACGAUGCUAUGUACAAGUUGGAGCAUGGAGCAAAGGAUGUGAAAGCAGGAGAAGAUGCGAAACCUAUUUUAGGAAUGCUCUACCAAAGAAAUACCAGUGUGUGGAAGGACAACUUCGAGGCAAAUAGUCGACUUAGGGCAGAGUUCAGGGCCACCAAGAAACAAAUCAAGCAGCAAGACGACAGAGAUAAGGCUUUACUGGCUAAAUCUAGUCUGGACAUCUCGCUUCUUCCUGAGAGUGACUCGGAUCGAAAGAUGGCUGCCUUGAUGAGGCUGCAUUCGGCUAAAUCUAUUGCAGAAAAGGAUCGAGAGCGAAGGGAUGCUAUCCUCACCAGACCAGCCUUGCCUUCAACAUCAACGGGUGAAUGUUCCAAAAAGAUGAAAAUCGUCAGCGCAAAGUUGGAACCCAAAAGUUUGGGAAUCGUCAAACGGCCAUCAUCGGCAUCGUCUGUGUUGGCAUUAAUGCCUAAGCGAAAGGAUGCUGUGGCAAAUGAAACCGUUGAUGCGAAGAAACCUAAAUUGUUACUUUGUAAUUAUAGUUCCGGAUCUAGUGACAGUGAUUGAAGUAAAUCGAGUUAGUUUUUACUUGA
Topomyia yanbarensis is the source of this 1151-nucleotide messenger RNA. RefSeq names its product coiled-coil domain-containing protein 130 homolog. The record is from RefSeq and is a predicted model, not a curated record. The transcript has 4 exons. Gene Ontology annotation, biological process: mRNA splicing, via spliceosome. Bases 139 to 1125 code for a protein of 328 amino acids. NCBI's taxonomy places the organism in Eukaryota, Metazoa, Arthropoda, Insecta, Diptera, Culicidae. Gene Ontology annotation, cellular component: U2-type spliceosomal complex; post-mRNA release spliceosomal complex.